Messenger RNA from Mercurialis annua (annual mercury), 1245 nucleotides. RefSeq names its product ricin-like. The record is from RefSeq and is a predicted model, not a curated record. Gene Ontology annotation, molecular function: rRNA N-glycosylase activity. Bases 1 to 1245 code for a protein of 414 amino acids. The transcript has 4 exons. Lineage: Eukaryota; Viridiplantae; Streptophyta; Magnoliopsida; Malpighiales; Euphorbiaceae. Gene Ontology annotation, biological process: negative regulation of translation.
AUGAAAGGAAACAAAACAGUCACGUUAUGGAUAUAUACGGUGACAGCAAUGUGGCUGUGUUGGACUAGUAGCCGAUGGUGCUGUGUCUGCGCAUUACCUCCCAAUGAAGACGCGUUAACCUUUAACCUCAGGUCUGGAAAAUCCGAGACAUUCAGGACCUUCGUCGAACAGCUCCGAGGCAGAUUAAGAAAAAACGGACACGAGACGAUACACGACAUACCAAUAUUGAAACCUGCAUCAUCUUUGCAGGGCUCUGAAAGGUUUGUCAUAGUGCAGCUAAAAAGUUGGCAAGAAACAUCGGUUGAAUUAGCUAUCGAUGUCUCUAACGUUAACAUAGUGGGUUAUUGCGGCGGAGACGGAGGUCGGUCCUAUUUCCUUUCAUGCGCUCCUGGGGAGGCCUUGAGUAAUGUUUUCCAAGGCAGCGAUCAGCGAAAACUCGCCUUCGGAGGUAGCUACCGUGGUCUUGAAGCUACUGCUGGAAUAGAGCGAAAGUAUAGCAUCUCACUGGGAAGCUCUGAUCUUCAUCAUGCUAUUGAUUCAUUGUAUAAUAUGGACAGUACUCCGCAAGCUGAUUUGGCUAAACACCUCUUAGUUAUUACUCAAAUGAUAUGUGACUCGGCACGGUUCAAUAUCAUCGAGGUACGAGUGAGCCAAAGCAUUGAUGGUGCUGAUCUUCUAUCAGAUGAAACCAUGGUUAUCCUCGAAGACAACUGGGAAUCGCUUUCGCGAGCGAUUCAAGAAUCGACUGAUGGAGGAGUUUUUUCUGCUGCCAUUUUGCUGUGGACAAUGUACGGUAUAAGACGACUUGUGGGAAAUAUGGCAGAACUGAGGAAUAAUCUAGCUCUUAUGCAAUUUGUCUAUGGUUCUACCGGAUAUGCAGGGGAGAAGUCAGAAAUUAUUUAUAAGGGAUCAAUGGUGGAGAUUUCAUCUUGUAGUUCUGCAUCUUCUGCUCAGCGAUGGGUGUUUCCAAAUGAUGGUUCUAUUAUGAAUUUGGACUAUGGUCUAGUGCUUGAUGUUAAAGGAUCGGAUCCCAGUCUUAUUAUUUGGCAAUCUCACGAACAUGCUAACCAAAAGUGGCUAAUAUGGAUCGAUAAGCUCUCAUUUUGUGAGUAUCAUUUGCAGUACUAUUUGAAUAUCACAUUGAAUAACAUUCUUUGUAAAGCUUGCCCUGCCAAUUUCUUAUCAUUAAUUCAAAGAAUCAAGAAAAAGUUGGACAUUUCUUAUUCUGUUCUCUCUGUUUUGUAA